Molecule: messenger RNA, 1476 nt
Organism: Ascochyta rabiei
Lineage: Eukaryota; Fungi; Ascomycota; Dothideomycetes; Pleosporales; Didymellaceae
Exons: 1
Coding region: 1-1476 (491 amino acids)
Biological process (GO): aflatoxin biosynthetic process; regulation of DNA-templated transcription
Cellular component (GO): nucleus
Molecular function (GO): DNA-binding transcription factor activity, RNA polymerase II-specific; DNA binding; zinc ion binding
Source: RefSeq, a predicted model, not a curated record
AUGGCAACCGUGUCUCUCACACCUCAGACUCCCCAGUGGCAAGCAUCGCCUACUAGGUCCGACAAUCCGACUCCAACGCCCGUCAUGCGUUCGCCUACUUCAGCGCCCGCGUCUUGGAAAGCGGAUCGAGAGCGACGACCCAAGCUUCGAGCUUCCUGCGACGCCUGCGCUGCUUCCAAGGUCAAGUGCAGUAAGGACCACCCGAUCUGCCAACGAUGUUCGGCCAACAGCUCGCAAUGCAUCUACGGCGUGUCGAGGAAGCACGGCAAGCCUGGGCGCACACGGAAGAGGAACCCAGAUGGCACGCCCUUCAUCAAAGGAUCAAAGCAACGACCAUCACCAGACGGCAGCGAGUUCGGCAAGUUCAGAGUAAGACCUGAGCCGAUCGCUUUGCCUCUCCCAGAAUUCGACAUUGCAUCGGCGUGGAACGCUAGCUGGUCGUCCACACCCAGCUUGCGAAGCACACCAGAAUUCGAGUUCGAGAUGACACCCGAGCCGUUCGAUAUGAGCAUGACGCCCGAGCCAAUGUACAUGGACUCGUUUAUGCCGAUGGGCUUCCCCUUUGUGGACGAUUUUCUCCUGCCGGCCGCCGACUUCCCCAUGGACCCUAUGCAAUCCAUCGAGCCCGAGCUUACCUUCCGAGAUCCAUUCGCAAAGAAGCAAUCGGUGCAGCUGGACCUACCGGACAUUCAGGCACUCAAGGACUACAUUGGCAGCGAGUCUGCCAACCCUUUCGACUGCACAUUCCAUGAUGUAGGCCUAGGUCUCUCGCUCGACAGCUCAUCCAGGUUGUCAGCGGAACCAAGCCCAAAAACCACGAGCUUGGAUCCGUCACGACACCGUCUCAGUGUGAGUGUAUCCAUGCCGACUUCGCACUGCUGUUCUUCACUCGCUCAAUCAACACUGGAGAGCCUACACAUCAUCGGUCCCGGUGGCACACAGUCCUGGCCUAACGUCGAGCGGAAGAGUCUUGACUCGGUGCUUUCCACAACGAAGCUUGCCGUGCAGAGUGUGUUGCAACUGCUCUGUUGUCCUUGCUCGUCUGAUGCGCAUAUGUCGAUGCUGUACUCGAGCAUCACAUGCAAGAUCUUGAACUGGUACCAAAUCGCGGCGGGCGUCAACCCGGCGGCAGCCCCACUGGCAAGUGCACCGUCUCUCAGCAGCAGUUCUUCACCCACAUGCUCCGUCUACUCUUCGCCAUUGUCUACGCCGGGCUCAGAGCAGUCGACGUUUAGCAUUCAGACGCAGCCUCUGACGUUUGGGCGGUACCAAUUUGACGAGGCAGAGCAGGAGCGGUUGCGGAGGCAGGUGGUGCUUAAAGAGCUGAAGAAGUGCGGACAGCUUGUGGACGCGUUGGCGAACUGGCGCGGCAACGGGCAAAGCGAGCAGGCUGAGUUCUUGUACGGUGUGCUCGGUGCGUGGCUCAAGAGCGAGUUGUACAAGACGCUGCAGGAGGUUGAGGGGAGCAGACGUUGA